Messenger RNA from Pseudophryne corroboree (corroboree frog), 10697 nucleotides. RefSeq names its product CREB3 regulatory factor (gene CREBRF). Gene Ontology annotation, cellular component: nucleus. Gene Ontology annotation, molecular function: RNA polymerase II transcription regulatory region sequence-specific DNA binding; DNA-binding transcription factor activity, RNA polymerase II-specific. The transcript is spliced from 9 exons. The coding region runs from base 246 to 2258 and encodes 670 amino acids. Gene Ontology annotation, biological process: regulation of transcription by RNA polymerase II; response to unfolded protein. NCBI's taxonomy places the organism in Eukaryota, Metazoa, Chordata, Amphibia, Anura, Myobatrachidae. The record is from RefSeq and is a predicted model, not a curated record.
AUUGGUGCACCGGCCCGUCACGUGGGCGGGGAGUCACGCGCUUUCCGGGAACCCGUCAGGAAGGAAAUAAACAAAACAAAGCAGAAGCAGCAUGGAGACGGCGGCGCGGGGACACGGGCGACGGCAGCGGGGCGGCUGAUACACCCCACCGAGCUUGGCGACAGGAGCAGUCCACAAAACAGGCUCUGCAUGGGCUGCCUGUGAUUCCUUUGACCUCUGAUUGGGAAACCGCUACUCUUCGUUGUAUGUAUCAUUUUCUCGCUACUGAUAAGAAGGAAAGGCUGGAAAGAAGGCCUCUGGAGAAGAACAUACAUUUAGGAUUAAGCCUGGACAGACUGGACUUUGAGAUGCCUCAGCCCAGUGUCAGCGGAAUGGAUCCUCCUUUUGGAGAAGCUUUUCGUAGUCCAGCAUUUGCUGAACAGACGUUAAUGAGCACAGACCUUCUGGCAAGUAGCUCAGAUCCGGACUUUAUGUAUGAACUGGACAGAGAGUUGAGCUACCAGCAAAGCCCAUCAGAUAAUUGCCUGAUGCUAGAAGACUGCAAAGAUUUGGAAACCUUGGACUCCUUUACUGAAAUCCUGGGAAACAAUCCACCCAUUUCUUCUCACUGGGAGCAGUGGGACACGUAUUGUGAGGAUCUGACCAAAUACACAAAGCUUACAAGCUAUGAUAUCUGGGGAACUAAAGAGGUGGAUUAUCUAGGUCUUGAUGACUUUUCAAGUCCCUAUCAGGAUGAGGAGGUCAUCAGCAAAACACCCACUCUUGCUCAACUUAACAGUGAGGACUCUCAGUCAGUUGUUGACUCUUUUUGCUACACAGACGGCUUCUUAGGAACUAAAGCUACCUUUUUUCCAGGAAAGAAAGGGGCAUCUGGACGGGCAACUGUUCCAGUUUGCUCAUCGAAGACUGCUUCUGCUGAAUUGCCACCAGCCGACUGUUCCCAAAAAGCAGUCAAGACAGCUGCAACUACACAAAUGGUAGCAAAGACUAAUAUUUCUUGUGAGGAGAAAAUUAAUAUUCAUGGAGAGUGCAAGGAUUAUGUAAGAAAAGCCAAGGUAAAGAUCAGCCCGGUACUUCCUAAUCGACCGACUAGCACAGUGGUAGCAAUGGAUGCAGCAAAGGAAAACACUUGUUUUUGUGGCGCUAUGGCCAAAAAGCAGGAUAGGACAAUUGGAGAGCCCUCGUUAGGUAGAAGAAGCUGUACAAUUUUGCCUUUCAGGGAGACUCAAAAGCUUUUUUGCCCACCCCAGCCUGUAGCAACAAUUGGUGCGGUGGAAGCCAGCGUUACUGUAUCGGCCUCUGUGUCUGACCCGUCACAAAAGGAGGAACACAAUUAUUCACUCUUUGUCUCCGAGGAGCUUAUAGAGGCAACAGUCAAGAGUGAAGAGCCACAGGAAGAGGAGGAGGAUGAUGAUGAGGAGGUUGAUUUGGAUGAAGAAGACCAUGAUGAGGGAUUUGGUAGCGAGCAUGAGCUCUCUGAAAAUGAUGAGGAAGAGGAAGAAGAGGAGGAAGACUAUGAGGAUGAUAAAGAUGAUAUUAGUGAUACCUUCUCUGAACCAGGCUAUGAGAAUGAUUCAGUGGAAGACCUAAAAGGAGUAACUGCUGUGUCAAUGAGGAAAAGAGGAAAACGGCGAUAUUUCUGGGAAUAUAGUGAGCAGCUGAUGCCUUCCCAACAGGAAGGGAUGCUGAAACCCUCUGAGUGGAACAGAGACACGCUUCCCAGUAACAUGUACCAGAAGAAUGGCUUGCACCACGGCAAAUACACUGUUAAGAAGUCUCGCCGGACGGAUGUGGAAGACUUGACUCCCAACCCACGAAAACUUCUUCAGAUCGGAGGGGAGCUGCGUAAGCUGAACAAAGUAAUCAGUGAUCUGACGCCUGUAUCUGAGCUUCCUGUAACUGCCAGGCCACGCUCCCGCAAAGAGAAGAAUAAGCUGGCCUCCAGAGCUUGCCGGCUAAAGAAGAAAGCUCAGUAUGAAGCGAAUAAAGUAAAGCUGUGGGGCCUAAAUACAGAGUAUGAUGGUUUGCUCUUCGUGAUUAAUUCAAUCAAACAGGAGAUCAUGAGUCGGAUGCAGAUCCCAUGGGAGGAAUGGUCAGAAAGCAUGGAGCAGAAACUGGAUAUUCUAAUAAAGGAUACACUUGGGUCACCGGUGGCAGGCCAGACCUCUGAAUUUGUAAAUCAGGUUUUGGAAAAAACCUCGGAGGGAGAUCCCACUGGUGGCUUAGUGGGACUCCGUAUACCCACUUCAAAGGUGUGACCACCUUUUCUUCAUGACCAGUGCUCCUACGUCUCCUCCCAAGUCUGCACUGUAAAUUGCGUUUAGUUUUUGCAUGUAUAUCCUCUCGUCAUCUGUUCUGAUUUUUAACAGGUUUUAUGGGGCGAGAACAGCAAACAGACAUGUUGGCAAAUGGAGAGUUAUCAUUGCAUGGAACUCUAAUUCAUCACAAUGUCUGGUUGUUAAUGGCUGUUUGUUCUUGGAGUACUAUUGGCAGCAAUUCUAUUAUUGCCGUAGUUUAUAUAUUGAACCUAAAUGUGCAAAAAACAAAUAGGCAACGUAUAUUGUAAUUUUAGCAUAUGUCUUAGAGUCAGAAACUAUUUUUUUUUUUUUAAAGUUUCCAUACUUUUGAGCUAAUGCCAAAAUUAGCCACUGUCUGUACUGGAAUUUUAGAAAUGUGAUUCUUCUAAUUGCAAAAAGCCACUUAUAUGGCUUCAGGUUUCUGCCAUUGUUGUGCUGCACUAAGUGGUCCAGUAGAAGUGCAAAGGUCAACAAAAGUGGCUCUAAAUAAAAUUAUAUUUUGCUCAUAAAAUAACUUUGCGAUAGCUAAUAGUAUAUCGCAAGUGCAACUAUGAUUAUAAAAAUACUUAUCUUUGUGCCUUGUUAUUUGCAAAGACACUUCUACAGCUUAAAACCGUUAAGGUUUUUUUGUAUGCUUUAAAACGUUACAAAAUAUUUAAAAACUUGUAGUGUAGUGGGCUAAAAUGCAUAGUUUGGUGCAUAUUUAUCGGGUUCCGCUUCAUUGUAGAAAAAAAUCCUUGUGACUUCCUCUUUUUUCCGAAUGUACAUAGGAAUAUGUUGAAAAUGUAGAUACGUGCCACAGAGUCUGUGAAUUGUAUAGAAACAAACAAGAUAUAAAAAAAAAAAAAAAAAAAAAUGUUUUAAAAAGCAACAAAAAAAAAAAUAGAAAAGGUGGCUCUUGAACUUAAAAGCCGCAUUUUUUUUUUUUUUUUUGUUCUUUUUCUCUUUGGUACUUUUUAGUUGGGAAAAGAGAGAAACAAAAUUGCACAUUACGUUGAUUGUUUUCUUUUUAUUUUGUACCAAAGACAAACAUAUUGAGGUGGCAGACUGCCAGUCAAAGUAAAGUUUUGCACAGCUUAUAAGAUACUGUAAUGAAUGUAAAAAUUUCAAAACAUAAAUAUAUAUUAUAUAUAUAUUUUAAAAAUAAAUUGAGGUCAGCUGAAUUCUGGGACAGGGGUAUACUAAACUGUGAAUUUUUUUUCUUCUUUUUUUGUAGUGGUCCAAUUUAAUGAGUAUCAAUUGGAGGGUGCAUUCACAGUCUUGUGUCUACGGUCAAGAGACUGAUUCCCAUUUGUAGAUAAACUAAGACUUUCUAUAUAUAUAUAUAUAUAUAUCUAUAUAUAAAUAUAAUUAUUUUUUUGAAUUAAAAUUUUGAUUUUCAGAUUUUUGGAGGAUAGUUAGAGCUGCUACAUUUCAUUGAUCUAGUUGAACUUCCAGAAUCUGAUGUUCCCCAUACCAGGCAGAUGGCAUAAGAUGUGUUGUGGGCCCACUGGAACUCUAUGCGUUGUAAAAGAAAAUUAGUUCAGAUAUAUAUAAUAAAUCUCUCUAUAUAUAAAUCUCUAUUUUUGCUAUUGUAACAUGCGCCUGAAUAUACUGAACUUGAGGGAGAAGAGUGCGCUUGACAAAUUGUAAUACUUUGCCAAUAUUUUUUGCUUAAUGUUCUUGUUCAGUCAGAGCAUGAGCUGAUAUAAAAGAGUCAAACAAUUUAAGAUGUUAAGAAGAAAACAAAAUGGGAAAAAAAAAGUUUUAGAUUUUAUAUUUUUGUACCAGUUCUGCAAGAAUUGCUUCUCUGGAUGUUAGGGACUUUUAUUUUAUGUUUUGUAGGCGUGUAUUUGUUUUUAUCCUGCAUGUAGUCAUUUUGCAUAUGCAUGGAGCGUGGUGAUACUCUUUUCUUUGUAGGGAACAUUGCAACUGAGGAAUGGUUCAUUAAACUUUGUUACAAAUGUACCCAGUGACUCAAAUGGAUGUCCUGUCUGGAUCAGCAAUUGACAAGUCUACCAGUUAAUUCAACUGAAAAGUUUUCCUUGCAUGUGUCAGUCUAUAUCCUUAAUCAGGAGGAUGAGUAUUUUGUCCAUUACUGACCUAUGUAUUAAUAAUGUUCUAUCAACCGGUUCCUCUCAAGUUCUUUAACGAAUGCCAUAGAGUAUGACAUGUUACAUGUUGGUGUUGUGGUUUGUGUUGUUGUUUAUUUUCUUUUUUGCGAUGGAGGGGUUGUUUUUAUAAAGAUGUUCUAUGGUACUUUGGUAGUUGUAAUGCCAAAAAAAAGAUUGCUCCCUAAAAAGUGCCUUACAUUUUAUAAACUUGGGGGUUGAAUCUGUUUAAGGUCUUAAUAAUUUACUAAUUGUGAGUGCUGCAGAGCUGUCCAUCACGGGUUUGCUUAAUUUUGUUUUUAUGUUGCACAAUCUGGUGUGUAGGAUGCAAUUGUGAUAGUGUCACAGAGACAAUUCAGGGCUGGUAUCUCUGUGUGAAACUUCAGUAUUAGGGUACAAACAGAGGGGUGGUUGUACAUCCAUCUGUGGUUUUGCCUCACUGCACUGUAAGCACAUGCUGGACUAUCCAGAAACCUAACAGGCUGUGUUCAGGGGUUGCUUCUGUUGGGCUAAAUUUUGUGAGAGUUCCAACAGGGUUGCUUAUAGUGAUCAAUAAAUUACUGUUUUGAGGCUCGCUUGCACUGGGCGAUAUACCAGAAACACAUGUACAAGCAUCUGUGUGUAUGUACUCUUAAUGAGAGCAGUUCUAAUGGAUUCAAUUAUUUGUUGCCUAAGUUUUGUCUUGAGGCUUCUGUGGAGCUGCGUUUCUAAGCGAUCACUGUGCCAUGCUAUGCAUCCACUACACCAGUUGAUUGCACUUAUCAUUCCCCCCUCUAAAUUUAUACCAAAACUCGUAUCCUUUUACAUAUUCCAAGCAUUUGGAUUUUUAAGUUUGUUUUUUCCCCAUUAGAUUUACCAUGCUGCAAAUAGCUGAUACAUCCACUUUGUGUGCCGAGUGAGCCCGAUUUGCUACAUGCAGAAUGAAAGCAUUUGUGUGAGUGUUGAAGUGGUGCUGAUAAAAGCAAGAGAUCUGUCCUUUCUAAGCGAGUCCCCGCAGAGGCAGUUUCGUUAAACAGCAGGACUUGCUUACUAGUCAGUGUUAUAUCCUGUUUCAAAUAAAUUGAAUCACUGGCCACAUUUAUUUUGUUGCUUUGUCUUGUUAAACACUUUGGUUCAUGGACCAUCUUAAGUCAAGCAGAUUGUUCAGUAAACAUGUGGCUAAGAAGUGCAGUGCACGUCCCACACACUGCCCUUAGUAUCUCCCGUCGAUGUAAGCCGUGAGUACAGAAAGUCCCAGCCAAAGCGCCUAAGAGUUUGUAUUGAAAUAAGACUCUUUAAUAUGCCUACGUCUUCUUGCCCACAAACUGAAGCAUUCUUCAGUAGCUGCUACAUUCAUACCCAAGUAUGUAUUUUUGAGAGGUGCUCUUCUUCUUUUCUCUUAGUUUUUUUGCACUUUGUCCAUAGUAGGCCAGUCCCUUCUUCGUAACAUUUCUGUUAGACCUUAAUGGUGAUAACAAUUGGGAGGUAGCAGAAGUUUUGGAGUGCCUUAUAAACAUCUGGUGUUGCUUCCUAGUCUGCUUCCCCAAAGCCUGCCUGUUAAGAAAGCAGAUUUUCUUGAUAAUAUAAUGAUCCUAUCGUUUUCUUGAACUACCUUCUCUGACCAUCAACUCUUCUCUCGCUAGGAGGUGUUUGUCACAGUCUCCUGACUUUGAGGGCAAGUAGGUUAUUGGCAUCCAUCAGUUGAUGUCUGUCAGUGCAGUGCAGCAUUGUAAUGCCAAAACCCUUUACCAUGUUCAAUUUCUAGAGGGUAAUCUAAUGUACUGUAUGUCUCAACUAGUUACUGCUGUAAUAACUCCCAAGCCAUUUCAACAAUAAACUGUAUCUUCUAGAUGCACCACAACUUCCACAAAAUCCUGGCUUUUGUUAUUGUAUCUGCUAUAUAACAAACGCAGGACUAUGUAGGACAACACUCCAACCAUCUGACCGAUUAAGAUAGCUACCUAUGCUCGAGUCCACAAAAAUAGACAUGCUCUAGUGUCCUUCAAAGCACAAAAGACUCAGGAAACAUGCUAAUACAAUUCAGUGACUUGUUUUUUGUUGGCUUCGUUGACCAAGUUUGACAAGCAAUAUGUUUGUUUUAAUAUAUUGUAUUAAGGGAAACUUGUAUAACUUGACAUUAUUCAGAUAUACAAGAUGUUUUGUACCCCAGAUUACUUUUGGACUAGAAUGAGAAGUUUUGACAAUACUGCAAAGAGAAAACCUUUGCAGUAUUGUCAAAACUUCUCAUUCUAGUCCAAAAGUAAUUUUCUCUGUGAUGCCAUCUAUAUUUAUUGGCUGUUGCCACUUUAUAUUACUCCAGUAUCAAAUCCCCUUUUCAUCCCCAUACUAGUACUUUGGUGGGGGUCUUUAGCAGGAGAGAUCAGAUGAAUUGGCAUUCAGUGGAAGAUUCAGAGCUGGUGUUUAGGAUCUCCACCUUGCUACGAAAAAGAUUCAUUCGGCUACAUAUGAGUUCAGGUACCCGCUACAUAGAGCGAAUACUGGGUGUUCUCACAGGAGGUUCUCCCACCUAAGUUCUACUAUAGGGUAGAGUGAGGAUUUAUUGCAAGCAUUAUUUACAGUAGAAAACUCCUUUUUAAGGCAGUGAUGGACUGCUGUGUUUUGGUGCAGUUGCCUUGUAGAGAUUUCUCAGCUUCCUCAUGUUUCUUAUAGAGAAGAAUAAAAAACAAAUAGUGUCGUAUGUGUGACUAUCAUUGAAUGAUACAUUUGAGAAUUUACUAUUUGCACUAGUGCACUAGUGUAUGUUUAGGGUGCUUCGUCUUCUGAAAGCCUCUAAGCACAUGGAGCCAAGUCAGUGUGCCAAUUGUGGCACGGGUUUGAAACAAAGUGACUCAAACUCUAGACAAUCCAGCGUCAUUCCUUUCUGUUUUAAGGACUUCUACAAGGCACUUUCAAAACAUACCCCAUUUUCUUUCUUUAGAGCAUAGAAUCUGUGAGUUAGAUUUAGAUCUGCUCAUACAGCACAGGUCCAUCUGAAACAGGCCCCUUCAUACUAUAGUGGGCAACAGAGCAUUCAUGCAUAGUUCAAUCUCGUAUUAAACUUUUCUACUGCCGGUUUGAUGAGUGUAUAUUUUGCUCUUCGUCCCAGGUCAUUCCCACUCACCCCUUAUUUAGCAUUGCCUCUCCUGCCUCUAGAUGGCCAUCCAGUGUUAUUGCCAGCUUGUUUAGGAUGCAGAUUUUGAGCGUUUGAGUUUAGUUUGUUUCCAACUGACACUUUAUUUUCUAAGUAUUUAUGUGUAUCUCAUCAAAGCACUUUGUUUAAAAAAAGGAAAUAGAAUUGUUUUACAUAUGUUUAAAUAUAUAUUUAGUUUCCUGCCAUUUGCUGCUAACAAUGGACUGCUCUGUAUGCUGCAGCAAUACUUGAUGUAAAAUAAUGCCGCUGACCAUUAAGAUACAGAGGGAAACUAAGCCUCAGGAUAGGUGGGAUUCACACGGUUGUCUAUUUGCCUUUGCCAUCAGGGACAUGGUCAGACAGUUCUGAACCUACAUACAUUUCUUUAGAGGUCCUGAUUCCGGUGAUAUUUACCUUUUACGUGUUUCUGUGUUUGCAUGAGCCGGUGGGAGAAUCUGGUACAGUCCUUUUGUGAGCAGAUUCGUGUCCGCUUUGAGAAGGUGCAACAAGCGACUCUUGUAAUCCUUUCCCUAAAUGGCAUAUGCAGGACUUUGCUUUCAGUGUUGCGGAAAUGUCACCGCUCCCCUUAUAAAUACAGGGUUUUGAUUGAACGGUCACAUCAUGCUGAAAGCUUACAAAGGAACACCGCAGUCCUUUUCUCAGGCUUAUCUAGUGUAAAAUAAGAAAACCGUAUAAGUUCUUAACCAGGACGGAUAUCCCUAAAAGUAGAAGACUGUCUGAGCUAGGCCCAGACCACCAGAGGCCACCAUGCACCCUCCACUAAAUGACACAGUUUUAUAGGAUGGCUGUGCGGCUUUACAUUUUAACCAGGAGACUCUGUGGUAUUUAAAAACAGUCUAGAUAUGGUCGUACUUCGAUGCCAGUAAUAUUCUGCUUCCUUUAUUGUCAUUAAAAGAAACUAUAUAAAUGUAUAUAUUGUAAUGUAAAUCUUUUAGUGUAUACUUAAUGCUGUCAUAAAAAAGUUUGUGUAAGACAUCAAUAUAAAUAUACAUUUGUUUUCUUCAUCUUUAUGUACAGUACUUUCAGGACAGACAGAUUCCAGCUACAUUUGGUGACUGCUGCUACUGCACUUUGGGUUCUUGCAGCAUCCUAUAUAAGUCACCUCUGUUUGUGUGUUGUUGUUGUUUUUUUGUUUGUUUAGCGUGGGAAAACGUCCUGUUCUUGUUGCGCACAGCAUGCACACGUCACGCAAGGCUGAGUUUAACCAGAAGCAUUGGUUUCCAUAACUAGGGGCGCUGACUCUAGUGUUACUUUGUAUGGUCUGGGUCACUCUUGAUUUGGGCAUUUGUGGAACUGGGAAUAUCCAUGGGGGGGGAAAGGUCUUAAUUUUAGAAACUAGUCUUUUUACAGAGGGCCACCGUGUAAUGUUUUUUUCCAUUUUUUUAUGGUACAUAUUUGACACAUUUCAUCAUGGUGGCCUCUUGCUUUAAUGUCCGCUUAUUGGUGCCCUUAAUAUCUGACUAAUACCAACAUAGAAACAAGGACAUUGGGCACCAGGUCUUUUCCGGUAUUUAUUUUCAUUUUAAAUACAUGUUGACAUUUUUGUUUUGCUUUGUAAGGCCAACACGUGCACUGAAGUGAAGGUCUUCUAACCAUGUAUCUUAUUGGAUAGUGAUACAAUUAUUUAUUAGAGAGACGUGUCUUGCCUGUCGUGUGUGUGAUGUGAUUUUAUAACUGUGCCUUACUUGUACAUUCAGAAUAGAAAGGGGGCUUAUCCCAGGCCCUUUUGGACCAUUGAAGAAGAAAUUGUUUGAUAUGGACUAAGAAUAACCGAUAAAUCUGAGUGCCUCUCUCCUGUCAAGGACAAUGCUUGCAGAUUAUCUCAGUGAUGGCAUGAGCAGGAUAAGCUGUAAAAGAUACAAUACUAGAUUCCACAGAAAUACAGAUUUGCUUCAUGCGAUAAAAUGUGGGCAUACUGUGUAUGUGAUGUCAUUUCAUCCACUGCUCUAUUCCGUUCAUGAUUCUUUGUUUUGUUGAAUCCAAGCUAUGUACAGCUUUGUGAAGAGUGGAUAACUAGCGAUUGAAAAUGCAAUGUCGCGUUUGUGACAAUUGUAGCACAGAACACAUUGUCAAGCAGAAGUUUCAUGUUUCUAGCCCAACUCCAUAUUUCAAGCUUGUGGUCCAUAUCUGUUUUGCUAGUAAUUGAUAGUUUGCAUUUAUCUGGUGAUAUGAUAAAGGGUAACUCCACCCAAACCUCUCCUCCUCCAAAAUAUACUUGCCUUGCAGUCAUUGUGUAUUGGACCUGCCUGGGUGAAUAAUGGCUGUUCUAUGCUGCACUUCCCACAGUGAUUACUACUCUGCCUGUUUGGAACAUGCUGAGUGGAUGUCAGUUUCCUGUUACCAGUGAACGUCCAUUUUUUUUUCCGUUUUUUUGUUAAUUUCAUUGUAACAUCUCCACCCAAAGCUUUUCUUAUUUUGGGGGGAGGAGGAAGAGGUCAGUAGAGUUCUUCUUUAAGUGCCAGUCAUUCACAACUCACUAGCUAUUGUAACUGAAAACCUAGACUAGAUCUGAGAGCUCUGGUUAAUGCUGCUACAAGUCGUCAUAGAAAUGCUUAUGACAAAAUACCCUUUCCCUAUAUUGGUAGCUCCUCAUACUAUUUUUGCACAUGAUUACUAGCAGACAGCACUUUAAAAUAUUAGAUGUACAUUAUCGCUGAUUCAAUAUUUACUACAAACUCUGUAUUAUUUUGUUCUUGCUGGACUAGCUACAAACAGGCUGCUACAUGGCGCUGUCUGUUGUAAGUUGUUUGGCUCAUGAAGUACAGUGGUGUAUAGUAGAAAUUAAUCUAUGUAACUCCUCAGUCAGUGUUCUUAUCAGAGCUUGAUAUUUAUAGCAUUGAUUCAUGAGAGAGUUUAAUACGCUGCCACAGGCACCUACACACCGACCUCUGCCAUCUAUAGCAGCCCUUCAUUCCACAAGAGCUAACGGGUUCAUAUAUGUGACAUGUGACGUGUUUACUUCUAGAUGUGCAUGUGCAGUCAUUUUUCCACCAUGUUAACCACUGUAUGACUGACUUAUUUUACCCCAUGUAAAAUAAACACACAGGAGGCUGAUUUGUGGCUGGCACAGAAUCUGGGUUUGUAAUGCAAAAGUUAAGGAUACUGUAAAAAAUAAAUUUAAGAAAAAACAAAAUAAAAAAAAUGUAAAAAAUAAAAUAAAAAAAUGUAUUUCCGAAUUUA